Molecule: messenger RNA, 3541 nt
Organism: Austrofundulus limnaeus
Lineage: Eukaryota; Metazoa; Chordata; Actinopteri; Cyprinodontiformes; Rivulidae
Gene: gabrb4
Product: gamma-aminobutyric acid type A receptor subunit beta4
Exons: 10
Coding region: 745-2274 (509 amino acids)
Biological process (GO): monoatomic ion transmembrane transport
Cellular component (GO): membrane
Molecular function (GO): extracellular ligand-gated monoatomic ion channel activity; GABA-A receptor activity
Source: RefSeq, a predicted model, not a curated record
AGAAAGACAUAGGGGGGGAGAGGAUGAAGAUUUCAUUUUUCUUUUUUCCCCUUCUUUUUUUUCCUCCUCUUCUUUUAACCCACCGCUCCCCCCUUCCAGCCGACCAUCGUUUUUUCAGCUGAACCCAGCAUCUAUCAGCAGCGUCACAUCGUGGUGAUCCGGACCGGGAGCGUCUCUAGAACCAUGCCUCUCCUGCAGAUCUGGACCGGGAGAUUUCAGCCUCCGAUGUGAUCGUCAGGAGGCUGCUGCUCAGUCAUUCAUGUGCUCAGUCUCUCUCUCUCUCCCUCUCUCUUGUUUUUCUUUUUUUUUCUUUUUUUUCCCUAAAGGAGGACUUGUCAUCACUUUUAAAAGUAUAGUGUAGGCUGUUUUUUUUUUUCCUUUUUUUCCUCCUUUUUUUUUAAUUUGAGCAAGAUGUCUGAUCUUCUGGUGUUGGUCGAGGGGCUCUGUGACCUGCACGGGUUUCCAUAGCUGAGGGGGACGAAAAACAGCAGGAAUCAAACACCUGAUUUUUAUUUUUUUUAUAAACAUAUUUUUCUCAGAUCAUGAAGAGUCAUGAAGAAAUCGCAUGCGUCAAUGUAGGGCAGCUUGUUCGACCAUUUUAAAAGGCAAUUAUUGUUUUGAUUGCCCUUUUUUAUAUAUUUCUUCUUUGAUUUUUAUAUUUUUUUUACAUUUAUUUUGUGAACCUUCCGGAGGACCACUGGACUGGUUGGAUUAUAGGGGCUCUACCUAUCAGGAUUUGUGGAGAUGUUGGGUCGUCAAGAAGAAAAAUUAUGUGGAUUUUUCUCAGCUUUGUCCUUCAUAUGCUUUGUUCAAAGCUCCUCACCCGGAAGCACCGGCAUGUCUGUGGCCAAGACUACCGUGGACAAGUUGCUGAAGGGAUAUGACAUCCGUUUAAGGCCUGAUUUUGGAGGUCGUCCAGUCGUCGUAGGGAUGAGCAUCAACAUAGCCAGUAUCGAUUCCAUCUCCGAAGUAAACAUGGACUACACUAUCACAAUGUAUUUCCAGCAGAGCUGGAGAGACAAGCGUUUGGCCUAUGGUGAGCUGAACCUAAACCUGACUUUGGACAACCGUGUAGCAGACCAACUCUGGCUCCCUGACACCUACUUCCUUAAUGACAAGAAGUCCUUUCUUCAUGGUGUGACGGUGAAGAACCGUAUGGUCCGACUACAUCCCGAUGGCACCGUCCUUUACGGGUUGAGAAUAACAACCACCGCUGCCUGCAUGAUGGACUUACGGAGGUAUCCUCUGGAUGAACAGAACUGCACUCUGGAAAUCGAAAGCUAUGGUUACACCACAGAUGACAUCGUGUUCUUCUGGCAAGGAAAUGACAGCGCUGUCACUGGCGUCGACAAGUUGGAGUUACCUCAGUUCUCCAUUGUCGAGCUCCACUUAAUGUCCAGAGAGGUCAGGUUUACCACAGGUUCAUAUCCAAGGCUCUCGCUGAGCUUCAGGAUUAAAAGAAACAUUGGAUAUUUCAUCUUGCAGACAUACAUGCCCUCCAUCUUGAUCACCAUCCUCUCCUGGGUCUCCUUCUGGAUCAAUUAUGAUGCCUCUGCAGCUCGCGUGGCCCUGGGUGUGACAACGGUGCUUACCAUGACCACGAUCAACACCCACCUUAGGGAGACUCUCCCAAAGAUUCCUUAUGUGAAAGCCAUCGACGUCUACCUCAUGGGCUGUUUCGUGUUCGUGUUCCUGGCCCUGCUUGAAUAUGCCUUCGUAAAUUACGUGUUCUUUGGCCGGGGCCCUGCGCAACAGAAGAAAAUCAAUGAGAGGCUGAACAAAGUCAACAACGAGCGUGGGAGAUACGAGGAGAAGCGCCUGAGGGAACAGGACUCCAUUUCCGUGCCGUUUCAAACCAACACCUUCAGGUCAUUUACACAGCGAAGAAAUCUGUAUCUCGAAGAACAAAGAAAAGUUGGGGUGGAUGCUUAUGGAAAUAUCCUUCUCACAACGCUGGACAUGAACAACGAGGUGAUGCCUUCUGACGUGGGCAGCAGCGUCAGUGACUCUCGCAACUCUGUCAUGUCCUUCGACAGCUCCGGGGUGCAGUUUAGGAAGCCCAUGGCGCCCCGGGACGGCUACAGCCACCAUUCGCUGGACCGGAGCGCAAUGCGAAACCGGGCUAACUGUCGGCUACGACGACGCUCCUCCAAGCUCAAGUUGAAAAUCCCCAACCUGUCAGAUGUUAGCACCAUCGACAAGUGGUCCCGAGUCAUUUUCCCCAUCACCUUUGGAUUUUUCAACCUAAUCUACUGGUUGUACUAUGUGAAUUGAUGUGCAUCCCACUAGGAAUCAUGGGCCAUAUUUUGAGGGCACAUUAAAUUGGCUUUGAUACAGUUCCAAAAUAUGUAUACACAUAUACAAGUUGAACAUAUGUAUAUGCAUAUUUCUAUAUAUUAUAUUUAUAUAUCCACAUGUGAAAUCUGAAGGACCUUCUGCUGUACAAAGUAUUACUAGGAUGACUUGAAUGUUUAGGAAUACUUGUGCAAGAAGAAUUUCAAGGCUUUGAGUUUCCUUUUUCCUCCUGAAACAAACAAAACAUCCCACCAGGGGUUUUUGGAACUAAAGACUGCAUGAUAUUUUUGCUAAAAAAAGAAUAAAUAAAACAAAAUAAUAAGAAAAAGGGAAAAAAGAGAAUGAAAGCUCUUGAGAAAGAAAGAAGAAAGCAAAGGUGUCUCAGAGUUCCAUUGACUUUUUAUUGAUACUUGUACUCAGAAAUCCUCUUCUGCAGCUCAAGAAAUCAGUGGUGGAUUGUCGGUUCAAGCAUUGGCUGAGCAAGGUCCUUGGCACCACCGUAGACCCCCAUCCCCAGUCCCACCCUUGCAGAUGUCACCUAAUGUCCCCACCCGGCACCCCUCAACCCACUCUCUGCUAUCACCCAUGGGAUAACAUGCACGGAAAUUGGUUCUGCUCUGUACAGCUUUGUUUGGAUUCUGUGUCGUCACUCGGGUUUAUUUAGGUGAUAAUGUUCUCUUUAUCAGACAUCAGCUCCGGCCUAGUGGUGUCCAUCAAAGGGGCCAUAUGGAUCCAAUGUUUGACAGCUGCAUUCCCACCCAGAGUUGAACUUGUAUUCCUUUCUCAUUUUAAUUUUUAGGCACAUAUCCAGGGGGUGGGGGUGGGUUCUUUGGGUUCUCUUUUUUUCAUUAUGGUUAAAAACAAAUACUGAUUAUUGUAGAUAUGAUUUUGUCUUGAAAAAUACUGUGAUUUCAGAGAGUGUCCAAACAUGUUCUAGUGCUAGGGCAUUAUGAGAUAAAGGGUACACAUUGCUGAUUUUGAUUGUUUAGAAAAAAAGAGAAAAUAUUACAUAUUAUGUACAUUUUAGCAUUCUGUAAUCUCAUGAAAGUAUACUUGUGCUGUUUCUUUCCUCCUAAUGGUUGAUUCACACGUUCUCUUUACACGCAGGGCUCAUUGACAUCCAAUCCUGCUUUCGUGUUUGCCAAACGGAAAUGCGGGGGAGGGAGGGUUGCUUUUGUUGUUCGUUCGAAAGUAUUCCUCAGUGAAGCUGUGAAAACAUGUAUAUUCAAAAAGAAAAGAAAAAAAA